AGCUGGCACUGACAUCUCCUGGCCUCCAGCUCUCCUCUUGGGGGCCCACCGCCAUGCAGGACCCGCCCCGGCGGCUCUCGGCCAUGCCCUUCCUCAGCUCCUUCUUACAGGGCCGCCGGCACUCCGCCUCAGACACAGUACUGAGGCUGCCGCAGGGGCAGCACAGCUCCGGCUCCGGCUCCGGCUCCGCCACCAAGAUGCUCUCCUCAUCCUCUCUCCAGGUGAUGCUAGCUGUGUCCUCUCUCAGCUGCGCCAAGAGAAACCCAACUAGCCCCGAGAGAAAAAGCAAUUCAGGACGUCCAACACCAAAGUAUACAAAAGUCGGAGAGCGUUUACGGCAUGUCAUUCCUGGACACAUGGCCUGCUCCAUGGCCUGUGGGGGCAAAGCUUGCAAAUAUGAAAAUCCAGCCCGCUGGAGUGAGCAGGAGCAGGCCAUUAAGGGGAUCUACUCGUCCUGGAUCACUGAUAACAUCCUGGCCAUGGCUCGCCCGUCCACUGAGCUCCUUGAGAAAUACUGCGUCAUCGAGCAGUUUCGGAGCCAUGGCUUAAAAACAGUCAUUAACCUGCAGCGGCCUGGUGAGCAUGCCAGCUGUGGGAACCCUCUGGAACAAGAAAGUGGUUUCACGUACCUUCCUGAGGCUUUCAUGGAGGCUGGCAUUUAUUUCUACAAUUUCGGAUGGAAGGAUUAUGGUGUAGCGUCGCUUACCACCAUCUUAGAUAUGGUGAAGGUGAUGACAUUUGCCUUACAAGAAGGAAAAGUAGCUAUCCAUUGUCAUGCAGGGCUUGGUCGAACAGGUGUUUUAAUAGCUUGUUACUUAGUUUUUGCAACAAGAAUGACUGCUGAUCAAGCCAUUAUAUUUGUUCGGGCAAAGCGUCCCAAUUCCAUUCAGACUCGAGGACAGCUACUGUGUGUGAGGGAAUUUACUCAGUUUCUGAUUCCUCUUCGCAACAUAUUCUCUUGCUGUGACCCCAAAGCACAUGCUGUCACCUUAACACAGUACCUGACUCGCCAGCGGCAUCUACUUCAUGGUUAUGAGGCGCGACUUCUGAAACACGUGCCAAAAAUUAUCCACCUUGUGUGCAAAUUGCUGCUCGACUUAGCUGAGAACAGGCCCAUAGUGACAGAAGUGGUAGAAGCGCCUGGCCUCUCAGCCGAAAUUGAAAAGACUGUUUCGGAGGUGGUCACAAUGCAGCUGGAUAGAGAGUUACUGAGGCACGACAGUGAGGCAUCGGACUCCUUCACUCCCACUGCAGUGGCGGCAGACGUUGAGAAUCAGGAUAUGAUUCUUUCCAGUGAGCAAGAGUUUGACCCUCUGUGGAAGAGACGGAAUGUGGAGUGCCUUCAGCCCCUGACUCACCUGAAAAGGCAACUCAGCUACAGCGACUCAGAUUUACAGAGAGCCGAGUCACUUCUGGAGCAGUCAGGGACCCCGUGGACAGCAUCUGCUCAGAUCUCAUUCUGCCACAUCCCUAGGCAGCGGAUGCCCACAGGCCACUGUGACACCCCACAGACUCCACAGCUGGAUUUCAAUAAGGAAAUGCUGGUCCACAAUACAUUUUCUUUCUGGAAUCCAACUAAAUUUGGAGGGUUAGAACGACUGAAAGAUGACGGGUCACCAAUUUUCCAAAGGAAGAAUAUUCCAAAGGAAGUGCAGCGAAGUAGAACCUUCUCUUCAGGUGUUUCAGGUUCAUCCAACCCUGGGGAACCAGUUACACCCAACGUUGCAGAUAUCCCCAAAAAACCACACUGUUCUCCCCAGCAAGGGACCCCAUGUCAGUGUGAAGUUCAUGGUGGCCGCAGCAGUCCUGUGGACUAUGGCUCCAGCCCCAAAGCACAGUCCUCGGUUGGACCUAAAACACAGAGCAGCAAAGAUGUGCCUGAAGUCGCUCCACACACUGCUCUACAGUCUGAAUUGAGUGUUGAAGAAAGGAGAAUACUGGCAGCCAAAGCCCUGGCAAACUUAAGUGAGUUUGCAGAAAAGGAGGAAGUAAAAAGGAAGGUAGAAAUGUGGCAGAAAACGUUCAGAAGUAUGUACUGUCAAAAGAAAGAGCUAAAUUCCCGAGACGGAGCUUGGGAAAGAAUAUGUGGUGAGAGGGACCCUUUCAUCCUGUGCAGUUUGAUGUGGUCGUGGGUGGAGCAGCUGAAGGAGCCUGUGAUAACCCAAGCGGAUGUGAGCAUGUUGGCUGACAGAUGUGCGGAUACUGCAGACGCACUGUUUCUAUUAGAGAAGGGCCAGCACCAGACUAUUCUUUGCGUGUUGCACUGCCUGGUGAGCCUGCAGCCAGUUCCCAUGGAUGUGGAGGAAGCUGUCCUGGCCCACGCCAUCCGAGCUUUCACCAAGGUUCAUUUUGAUUCUGAAAAUGGACCCAUAGUUUACAACACCCUAAAGAAAAUAUUUAAGCACACACUUGAAGAAAAAAGAAAAAUGACAAAAGACAGCCCUAAGCCUGGUGUUUAGUGCAGCUGACUUUCCCUUCAUUGCGAAUAUUUCAGACCAGAAGACCCAGGCGGCAUUUCUGCUCAUAGAGGAACAAGGUCAAGUGCAGAGCUGCUUCAUCUCCCAGCACUUUGCUUCAUGCUCUUGGUUGUGCUAAGAAUGACUGCUUCUGUUUGGAGCAAUUCUAUAUUUUAAGAUAUCGUUGAGCUACAUUUUUAUGUUGAAAAAUUGCCAUAAAGUUGGUGCCGCUUUAUUUAUUUAACUGAAUUAAUAUUGUUCUUACUAUUUUAAGUAAUGUAUGUUUACAUCCUUAUUCUUUUUGACAUUUUGGAAAAAAAGUUGUAACUCUUCUUUCCAAAACAAUUACCUUGUUGACAGAACUCCUACCAUUUUUACCAAGUAGAUGUCAGGAGUAAAAUCUCAGUGUGUAUCCAUCCCCUGAUGCAUGAUGUAAGGAAGUCACCAAGUGUCUUAAACCAAGUGUUUCUUAUUUCUUAAUAAGAAGGUUGUUGAUACAAUGUUUUUAAAGGAUUUUUUUCAAUUGUUGAAAUCUUUUGUGUGUGUUUUCUUCUUUUUAUAAAUGUGGCAAAGGGUUUCAAAAUAUAUUCUUUUUCAGAGUAGUUUAGUUUUAUUGUUAAAGGAAUGACUGUGAGAUGGUUGGGGUUUUUUUACUUGUAGAAAGUAGACUUGCUCAGGCUUCUCGACAAUGUUGCCAACCUUUGCUGUCACAGGAGACAGGAAUGGUUCUCACACAUCAGCCUUAUUCCCACUCCCUGGGCUGCUGCUGAGUCAAAUAGCAUCUUUACAGAGGAAUUGGGCUCAGUGACGGGCACUGUGGGAAGCUGCUCUGAAGCAGGACCCCACAGAAAGGCCGGCCUCCAGGCACUGCAGCCCUCCCCAGUGCCAUGUCUGUUCAUGCUGACGGUGUGAUAGCGUGAGAUCUGGCCCAUACCUCCCAGUCUGCCAUCCUAUAGACCAAGUUGCCUUUGACUGCCUUUUGACUAGAACAAGUAAGAUUUUUAAAUUGAAUUUGACCCACUUAGGUUAUAUUCGCCCUACUGGCUUUAGAUAAGAACCUAAACUGGUUCCUUGUAGAACCAAACUAUCAAUCAGCUAUUGAAGCCAUAACUAAUAUUCAAAUGAACAGGUGGGGUACCUAGGCCAGGCCAGAGAGGAUCAAAGUUUUUCCCAAUAAAGCUGAUAUUAAUCAAACCAUUUUCAAACUAAAGAAACUACUUAAUCAUAAAGACAGAAUGUCAGGAAAAGCUAAUUAACAACAAAUGAAAUUUCUCUAACUUCUGCCUUUGUGAAUCAAGCUCUAGCACAUUAAAAAUAUUUUAGUCAUUAUCAGUCUUACUAACUCUGCUGGCAUACACUAAAUGCCAUUUCCUCCCACACUGUUUGCAUUUUCUUAGGAAAUCAAAUCCAAUGAGUUUUAAUGAACCGGGUUGUCCAUUCCUGAUAUUUCUCAUUUUCAAGUGCCUGAUUUAGGAAAUUAGGAGAGAAGACAAUUGCAUUUUAUCCAAAGAUAUGUUAUUAAAAUGUUUUGUACCCAAAAAGAUGUCUGUUCUCUUCUCAUUCAGUCUCAUGUGGGCAAGUGGCACCACGGUGUGUCUGAUGGUGUGACCCCCAGUGCACCUCUAAAAUCUACACCCACUCGCAAAGGAGAGCUGGUGGGAGAGUUCAUUAGGCUGUGUACAGUUACUGUAUUUAUUUGAAUAAAAGUGAAAAUAAC
Molecule: messenger RNA, 4173 nt
Organism: Myotis lucifugus (little brown bat)
Lineage: Eukaryota; Metazoa; Chordata; Mammalia; Chiroptera; Vespertilionidae
Gene: PTPDC1
Product: protein tyrosine phosphatase domain containing 1
Exons: 10
Coding region: 54-2459 (801 amino acids)
Biological process (GO): cilium assembly; protein dephosphorylation
Molecular function (GO): protein tyrosine/serine/threonine phosphatase activity
Source: RefSeq, a predicted model, not a curated record